UGUAAAAUCUAGUCACCAAAGCCGCAACAACGAAAAGCAAACAAGGUCUUCCUUUUUAGAGAGAGAAAUUAAGAGAGAGAGAGAAGAGAGAGAGAGAGAGAGAUAUGGAGAAAGAGAGAGAGCAGCUGGUUUACUUGGCUAGGCUUGCAGAGCAGGCUGAGAGAUACGAUGAAAUGGUGGAAGCGAUGAAAAAAGUUGCGAGGCUGGAUGUGGAGCUGACAGUCGAAGAAAGAAACCUAGUAUCUGUGGGGUACAAGAAUGUAAUAGGAGCAAGAAGAGCAUCUUGGAGAAUCUUGUCGUCCAUCGAGCAGAAAGAGGAUAAUAAAGGGCACGAACUCAAUGUCAAGAGAAUAAAGAGUUACAGACAAGGAGUCGAAGACGAACUCACUAAAAUAUGCAUGGAUAUUUUAGCUGUCAUCGACGAACAUCUCCUUCCUUCUUCCUCUACCGGGGAAUCCUCCGUUUUCUACUACAAAAUGAAGGGAGAUUAUUGUCGUUAUUUAGCAGAGUUCAAAUCGGGAGACGGUCGAAAAGAUGCAGCAGACCAGUCACUCAAGGCUUAUGAGGCUGCAACUAGUGCUGCUUCGGAUCUUGCUCCUACGCAUCCGAUUAAACUUGGUUUGGCACUUAACUUCUCUGUUUUCUACUACGAGAUCCUGAAUUCUCCCGAGAGGGCUUGCCACCUGGCCAAACAAGCCUUUGAUGAAGCUAUUGCAGAACUCGAUAGUCUGAAUGAGGAAUCCUACAAAGAUAGCACUCUCAUUAUGCAGCUUCUUCGAGAUAAUCUUACUUUGUGGACCUCGGAUCUCCCGGAAGAUGGAGGUGAGCAGUCGAAGGGCGAUGAUUCCCAUGGAGAGAGCUAGUUGGAUCCGCAUCGCACACAGCAAAAACUGAUCGGUUUGGGAUGGUGACUUUUUUUUUUCUUUUUCGCAUUUCGAACUUUUUAUUUUAUUUGCAUGAAACAGAGCGGGAAUUGAAUCGUGAUUUGGCUUGUACUUUAUGCAUUAUCAUGCAAGGUAUCUUGAAAUUGUUGAAUUUUUCUUUUGUUGCACUAAUAAUAUACUACUACAUAAUGUUGUGAUGAGUUUCGAUUUCACUU
Molecule: messenger RNA, 1099 nt
Organism: Erythranthe guttata (spotted monkey flower)
Lineage: Eukaryota; Viridiplantae; Streptophyta; Magnoliopsida; Lamiales; Phrymaceae
Product: 14-3-3 protein 7
Source: RefSeq, a predicted model, not a curated record